Messenger RNA from Rubroshorea leprosula, 367 nucleotides. The record is from the annotation of a GenBank genome assembly. Lineage: Eukaryota; Viridiplantae; Streptophyta; Magnoliopsida; Malvales; Dipterocarpaceae.
GCUCUUUGUCUUUGCAUCAAUCAAUGGAUCUGUUGUCGUGUUUUAUGCCAACUGCUAGAAUCUACUGUAAGGCUGGGCAUAACUUCUCUUUAGCCAUAAGAGGCGGUAAGGUGGUUCUUGCUUUGGCUAAUCCAGCUGAUGAGUACCAGCACUGGUACGUUGAUGUGUUCUUUAGUGGGAAUGGCCUUGCUUUGGUAAAUAAAAAAACUGGUGAGGUCAUCAAGCGCACUUCUUCAAAUCAAGGACCUGUAAGAAUCCGUUGAAUGGCCAUUAGAAUUUUACUAUGUUCAUUUCAAUUGUGCUCACUGCAAGAAAAUAGCGAAAUACCAACAGAAAGAGUUGUCGUUAAUAACAACACCCAGCUGUU